This is a messenger RNA of Neogale vison (American mink), 2153 nucleotides long. It is a transcript of the gene CLP1, whose product is annotated as cleavage factor polyribonucleotide kinase subunit 1. Bases 429 to 1706 code for a protein of 425 amino acids. Lineage: Eukaryota; Metazoa; Chordata; Mammalia; Carnivora; Mustelidae. Gene Ontology annotation, molecular function: polynucleotide 5'-hydroxyl-kinase activity. The transcript is spliced from 3 exons. The record is from RefSeq and is a predicted model, not a curated record. Gene Ontology annotation, biological process: tRNA splicing, via endonucleolytic cleavage and ligation. Gene Ontology annotation, cellular component: mRNA cleavage factor complex; nucleus.
UCUAACGACGGUACUUGGCAGUUGCUGAGCGGGGCGUUACUGCUCUUUUCUAAGUCCAAACCCAGUAUUUUCUGCUUUCCAUCCAGAUUGCAGACGCCCUUUCUUGUUGAUUAAGAGAGUUGGGGAGUGGACAUUUGUUGCCCUCUCAAGUGGAUUAUCCCCGUAGAGUGACGAAAGGAGCUAUGGAGGUGAUAUAAUCAAGUCUUAGGUCAAUGUGUAGAAAUAAUUUUAUGUCUGAAUCAUUUAUUCACUCGGUGAAUUUGUGAAGUGCCUUCGGGUUGUCAAGCCCUAUUCUAGAUACUGGAGAUAGCAGCAAACCACACUGCCCAACCCUUAGAUUCCAGCGGUGCUAGUCAGACAAUAAACAAACACAUAGUGAGACACGUAGGGAGAAAAAUAAAGCAAGGCACAGCAGCUACACAGAAAAGAUGGGAGAGGAGGCCAACGAUGACAAGAAGCCAACAACUAAAUUUGAACUAGAGCGAGAAACAGAACUUCGCUUUGAGGUGGAGGCAUCUCAGUCAGUUCAGUUGGAGCUGCUGGCCGGCAUGGCAGAAAUCUUUGGCACAGAGCUGACCCGAAACAAGAAAUUCACCUUCGAUGCUGGUGCCAAGGUGGCUGUUUUCACUUGGCAUGGCUGUUCUUUACAGCUGAGUGGCCGCACCGAGGUGGCUUAUGUCUCCAAGGACACACCUAUGUUGCUUUAUCUCAACACUCACACAGCUUUGGAGCAGAUGAGGAGGCAGGCGGAGAAGGAAGAAGAGCGAGGCCCCCGGGUGAUGGUAGUGGGUCCCACUGAUGUGGGCAAGUCCACAGUGUGUCGUCUACUGCUCAACUACGCAGUGCGUUUGGGCCGCCGUCCCACUUAUGUGGAGCUGGAUGUGGGCCAGGGCUCCGUUUCCAUCCCUGGUACCAUGGGGGCCCUCUACAUUGAGCGGCCAGCAGAUGUUGAAGAGGGAUUCUCUAUCCAAGCCCCUUUGGUAUAUCAUUUUGGCUCCACGACUCCUGGCACCAACAUCAAGCUUUAUAAUAAGAUUACAUCUCGGUUAGCGGACGUGUUCAAUCAAAGGUGUGAAGUGAACCGAAGGGCCUCUGUGAGUGGCUGUGUCAUUAACACCUGUGGCUGGGUCAAGGGCUCUGGGUACCAGGCCCUGGUGCAUGCAGCCUCAGCCUUUGAGGUUGAUGUGGUAGUGGUUCUGGAUCAAGAACGACUGUACAAUGAACUAAAACGGGACCUGCCUCACUUUGUCCGCACUGUGCUGCUCCCUAAAUCGGGGGGUGUGGUUGAACGCUCCAAAGACUUCCGGCGGGAAUGUAGGGAUGAGCGUAUCCGUGAGUAUUUCUAUGGAUUCCGGGGCUGUUUCUAUCCCCAUGCCUUCAAUGUCAAAUUUUCAGAUGUGAAAAUCUACAAAGUUGGGGCACCCACCAUUCCAGACUCCUGUUUGCCUUUGGGCAUGUCUCAGGAGGACAAUCAGCUCAAGCUAGUACCUGUCACACCUGGCCGAGAUAUGGUGCACCACCUCCUGAGUGUUAGCACUGCUGAGGGCACAGAGGAGAACCUUUCCGAGACCAGUGUGGCUGGCUUCAUCGUGGUGACCAGUGUGGACCUGGAACAUCAGGUGUUUACUGUUCUCUCUCCAGCCCCUCGCCCACUUCCCAAGAACUUCCUUCUUAUCAUGGAUAUCCGGUUCAUGGAUCUUAAGUAGAGAUUGGCAGGAGCCUUGCUGCCUGGGCAUUAAAGAUCUUCUGGCCAUCACCAGAGGCAGAUAGGCUGAGGUAUGAGACUCUGUUGAGGCCACGCAGAGGAGUGAACUAGUAGAAAGCAUAUUGCUACCUCUUAAAACAGGUGGUGGAAAUCCGGCUCUUCUAAUCUUGAACCAAAAGGACAGCCAUGAAAAUAUAAUUGGUUUUUUUGGAUCACCGAAGGUGCCACUUUGAAUUCUCUGAGGUCCUGGAGAAUCCCAUUUCUUCCACAGUGCUACUUGGUGGACUGAUUUUUAGGAGGAUUUUUUUUUUUUUUUUUUUAACCAUUACUGCUUUAUAUUCUGUUAUAUAGCAUUUACUGUCUCAUCCAGGGUGAAAGAAUGAAUCCGAAAUCUUUGUAAUAAAGCUCAAAUGUGGAAAAUUUUAAUAAAUAUUUUUGCCAUAUCACA